Pelagomonas calceolata is the source of this 1706-nucleotide messenger RNA. NCBI's taxonomy places the organism in Eukaryota, Pelagophyceae, Pelagomonadales, Pelagomonadaceae. The record is from the annotation of a GenBank genome assembly.
AUGCGGCACCACGUCCACCAGGGCCACAUGGAGAUCACGCACGUCGUCUCGAGCGACUCGCUGGACCUGCCCCUCGUCGUCAUGCAGGACGACGGCUCCCAAGACCACUGGGUCGCCCAGCAGGUCGUCAAGGGGUUGACGACGUCGCUGGUCGAGAAAGCACAGAACGGCGAGGACUGCACGCACUUGCUCCAGAAUUUAGGAAAUCAGCUGACGCCAGCGACACUACAAGUCGCAGUCGAACACGGCGCGCUACAAGCUGCGGUUGUGGCGCGUUCAAGCCCGGACGCGUCCGGUCGAGUAUCGGUCGGAAGGACCUUUGCGGCUAGAGUCUACCUCUGUGCUUGUAGCAUAGGCGACUCGCAAAUUGCGAAUUGGGUCUCGCAAGAUAGAGUUUCAAGGGUGUUGUACUGGAAAGGCUCUUUACUGGCCUUGGAGUUGCGAGAUGGCAGGAGGGCUUUGUAUGAUGACGCCCGACUAGAACAACCAUCAGCGGAGAGCUUCGUCAACUACUCCUGGGACGUCCGAGCGAUGCUCGACGCCUUCCGAAAGAUCGGAGGUAGAGACGUCCUCGUGCUCGGGUUACGUUCAGGAGGCAUCUUACCGAAGACUCUAUCUGAGUCAGGCGCGAAAGUCGCGUGUGCGGCCGAGUCCCCGGAGGCCGUCGGCGCGGCGGAGGCGUUCUCGGGCUGGAACGGCCCGACCUGGUACUACGGCGGCUGGCCGAACAGAGGUGAGUGGGACUGCGUCUUCGUGGACGUUGAUGACGAGUCGGCCGUCGACGCGGCGAUGCGGCUGUCGCGGGGCGUCUGCGUCUAUGGCGUCGACGCGUCGGCAGCACAACGCGUCGCUCAACAAUGUAGAGCGAGGGGCGCCUGCGUCGACGUCCUGAACGCGGACCCCUACGCGUGGGAGAGCAACGCGCGCGCUGUUGUGGUGGCGCGCGCGCCGGCGCCGGUGUCUCGACCAAAGCGCCGGCUGGACGACGAGGAGGAGGACUGCCCGCUCUUCAUGGACGCCAUGCCCCUCGGCGGCAUCUCCCAGAAUUCUGCAUUAGCCGGUCUGGCGGCGUUGGUCGACGAGGGCGAGCCGAAGCGGCGGCGCAUCGGCGAGGCCCAGGUCGGCAUGGCGCUGUUGUGAUACGCGCCACGCGGCGCUCACGCGGCGCCGGUCGCGCAUUCCUCCGCCGUCUCCAUGGAGUUCCCUGUGACCUUUUGUGAAGUAAGGACACAUUAAGUUAGGAGUCUUCGCGUCGAUGGCGUAUGGUUCAGUCCUCGAUGCGGGUUUUUCUCAGCUAAUGGACCUCGGACCUAAAAACCAAAGACUCCAAGGCCUAGACUCGGCGCGUUGGGACAUUUUAUCAUCAGUGUGGACUCAUCGACACGCGCGGGCGCCGGACCGGUACUUCUUCGCGAUGUUCCUCCGCAUCGCGAUCCGACGGAAGUACGGGAUCCGCGAGGAGUGCUGCACGUGAGCGCCGGCGUCGUCGUCGCGCGCGUGUACUCACCCACCCGUCGGCGCGCAGGUGCACGGGCGUCGACGGCUUCGAGGACGCCUGCUGCGCCAUGUUUUGCGGGUGCUGCGCGACGGCUCAGAUGGCGCGCCACGAGUUCCUCGAGGUCGAGACGGGCAUCGUGCGUUACGAGUGCUGCUCGUCGACGGGGGAGAGGCGUUUUACUAAUAUAUAAGACAGGCACAAGCUUAGG